Naegleria lovaniensis is the source of this 1407-nucleotide messenger RNA. RefSeq lists its product as uncharacterized. NCBI's taxonomy places the organism in Eukaryota, Heterolobosea, Eutetramitea, Acrasida, Naegleriidae. The transcript has a single exon. The record is from RefSeq and is a predicted model, not a curated record. The coding region runs from base 1 to 1407 and encodes 468 amino acids.
AUGAUUCAAGAACAGCUUGUCAAACACACUCUGAGAAAAUACAGUGGAGUCUUUUGUAGACAUCAUUUUGGAUUCUUUUAUGGUGACAAAUAUCGAAGUUGUAUGAUUUAUAAUUUGUGUUAUUGGAAUGGAAAAUAUUUAUAUUUUCAUGAUCAGAAUGUGGAAUAUCCAUUUCUCUAUGAUGGACAAGGAUAUAAUUCACAAAACAUGUCAUCAUUAGGUAACGAUGAUUUAUUCAUGAUUGGAGGAUUAGAAGGUAGAAUCGAUACAGAAAAUCCAAAGCGAGAGAAAUUGUUAUUAACUGUGAUUCGAAAUGGAACCAUUUCAGAAUUUACACAACAUUACAAUAUUUCACAUGUGAAAUGGAUGGAAAAGAAAUCUGUGCUCAUGAAAAGACAUCGAUGUACCAACGCUGGUCAUUGUCUUUUGGAAACGAUAUUUCCUGCGUUUUCAUUAUUGAAAAUUUUCUAUAAUGACAUUCCGUUGAAACAACCCAAACGUUUUCGAGAUAAUUAUUUAAUUUUUGCUGAAGAAGAAGAUGAAGAAUGUGAUUGUCAACGAGAUGUAUUGACCUGUGGAACAGAUGAUGCUGAUGCAAAAGUCAAGCAAGGAAUUUGUCAGAAAAUUGUUCGAAUGUAUGGCAAUUUCAUUUCUGAUCAUUCCAAUCAAUUAAUUAGACAUUUAAGCAACAACGACAAUAAUAUGGUCUGCUGGCCAAGUAUUGUGAUGGGAUCUACAGCGUAUGGAUUGUUUAAUGAUUUUGGUUGGAAAAAUCUUGGUGGUAUGAUUUCAGAAUUUAGAGAUUUUGUGUAUCAGCGAUUUGGAUUGAAACCUGUGAACCCUCUUGACAAACUUGCGUCUAAAACAUUGAAAAUUACUCUCUAUAUUAAGAAAGGGUUAAGAGUCUAUCUUCGAAGUAUUCUCGAUGUUCCUGGAUUAUUGAAAAAGAUUCAAUCUGAUUUUACACAAUUCACUCAUAAUGAAACUGGUCUUGUGUUCAACGUUCAAGUCACUGCCAUCAGUUUUGAUGACAUGUUAACAGAUGAUCCCAAGCAUAGUGGAGAGCAACAAAUUCGUACCAUGUAUGACACUGAUAUUUAUGUGUGCGGUUUUGGGUCUCCAUCUUUCAAAUCGAUUUUUCUAGAUAAGGGUGCUGUGUUGUUGGCAUUUCCGAAUGGAUACGAUGUGAACGUACUUUCCAAUCGAGUGGGAGAACAUGAGUUGUUUCAUGCCUACAUGCAUUACCAGAAUCUAAUCUAUCCGUUAGGGAAAGGAGAACUCGAGUAUGAGGAAGGUGUGACCACAGGUAAUUAUGUGUGGAGAUGGGACAAGAUGAAAGAAACCUUAUUGACUGCAUGUCAUAUGAGAGUGAAAUAUUUACUCUCAACAGCAGCAAUCAUGACUUGA